UAUGAUUUUCUUUCAACUUUUAAAAGUGAGAUAUAAUGAACGUACCAUAAGACUCACCCAUUUAAAAAGCAUAACACAGUGGUUUUUAGUAUAUUCAUAAACUUGUACAAUCAUCACCACUAAUUCCAGAAUAUUUUCAUCACUUCAAUAGGAAAAUGCAUACCUGUUAGCAAUUACUUCCAUUUCCCCUCUCCCCCAGCCCCUAGCAAACCACUAACCUACUUUUUAUCUCUAUAGAUUUCCCUAUCCUCAACUUUCAUUUAAAUGGAAUUAUAUAAUAUGUGGUCUUUUGCUCCUGGCUUAACACGAUAUUUUCGAGAUUCAUCCAUGUUGUAACAUUUUGUUUACCCUUUUAGACAAGAUAAUGUUUAAUACCCUUUCUAACUCUAUGCUCAGAUAGUCAAGUGAAGAGCUACAACCAAAUUUCUUUUUCCUUUCUUCCUUUCUUCUCUCUCUCUCUCUUUCUUUCCUUCUUUUUUGACAGAAUCUUGCUCCGUCGCCCAGGCUGGAGUGGAGUGGCACGAUCCUGGCUCACUGCGACCUCCGCCUCCCCUGUUCAAGCGAUUCUCGUGCCUCAGCCUCCCGAGUAGCUGAGAUUACAGGCAUGUAUAAACAUGCUGGGCUAAUUUUUGUAUUUUUAGUAGAGAAGGGGUUUCACCAUGUUGGUGGCCAGGCUGGUCUCAAACUCCUGACCUCAGAUGAUCCACCAACCUCAGCCUCCCAAAGUGCUGGGAUUGUAGGCGUGAGCCACAGCGCCCUGCCUCAACCAAAUUUCAGAAAGUAUCAUAAUAUCAUUAUGCUUCAUAGUUUCUCUAUGCCCUGAAGUUUACCAAUUUUAUCUUCUACAGAUCCCAGGAAGGCAGCCUGUUAAGACUCACCAAAUUUACUUCCUCAGCCUCCAGAACAAUAAAAUCAAACUCCCUACCUUGAUUUUAAGAUUCUGCUUCCCCCCACCCCACCCCACCCCAAUCUUCUCCUUGGAUAUUCGACAGUCUGGAAUAAUGCAUUUUUAAAGUUCUGAUUGUUUUCAGCAGAUGUGUUGGCUGAGGUUGGAUGGGGUUUCUUCCCACCUAUCUCUCCUCUCUCCUUCCCUCUGCCCAUUGCACGUGCAACAACUUUUCUGUCAUCAAAACGUGCAAAAAAGAAACAAAAAAGAAAGAAAGGAAAGAGAAAGAAAAGAAAAACAGAAAAAAGAAAAGAAAAAGCAGCCGGAAGUCUUCCUUUGUUUUCCAAGGAAAUUCAGGUAAAAGGAGGGGUGGGGAAAUGAUAUUUUUGACUUUGCUCACAAUCCAGACGUAGGAAAGAAAAAGGAUUUCCUUUGGGCUGCUGCCACGACUCUGAUGUUUUAUGCUGAUAAAAUAUUUCCUUCUUAAAAAAAAGUUCUGGGAAAAUCAUGCCACUUCAACUUGGAAGCGAAACCCACCCUAACUUUCGUCUUAAAACGCAGCGAAGUGAAUGGUUUGCUCCUCUUUCACGAGGGUUUUCUUCCUUACAGUUCGGGUCUUGCUACCAGGAGCGAGCUGGGUCCGCAGCGUUCUUCGGUGGCUGGCGCGGGAGGAGGACUACAGGAUCCAGAGAUCUUUGGAAACUCCAGCAGCUCCAAGCUUGUUGGCUACUACGGUUUCCCUGAGGAGUGACGCUACGAAAACAAACCCUGAUUGGUCAGGCCUGAGCUGAGUUCUCCAUUUAUGGACAGAUUGCCCGGCCCGAGCCGAGACUCAGCCAGAGGAGUACGGAUUAAGUGGCCGAAGAAAGAGGAGCGAGGCAGGGGAGCGAGGCGGACGCUCCGAGCGCAUCGGACUCACCUGGGCCGGCGGCGAGCGGCGAGUACGAGUGGACUCUUGCCCUCCGCAGCAUGCGCCCCGCCUGCUAAGUCGCCGCCGUCUCGCCCUCACCUAGCACUGCCGAUCCCGCCUGGAUGGAGUCCCCUCAGGGUUCCCAUUGGCUCCUGUGAGUGCUUGGGUGUCGGGAGCCUGUUUUUGGCGAGGGGAACCAACUUUUGAAGUUCGCCCAGGAGACUGCGUUCCAGCCCCAGCUCCCCGGCAGCGGGACCCGGCGAAGGCGCGACCGCAGCGCGAGUCACCAUGGGAAGCAAAGGUGUCUACCAGUACCACUGGCAAAGCCACAAUGUCAAGCACAGUGGUGUGGACGACAUGGUGCUACUGUCCAAGAUCACAGAGAACUCCAUCGUGGAGAAUCUGAAGAAGAGAUACAUGGAUGACUACAUUUUUACAUAUAUAGGAUCUGUAUUAAUCUCAGUCAACCCUUUCAAGCAGAUGCCAUAUUUUGGGGAAAAGGAAAUUGAAAUGUACCAAGGAGCGGCACAGUAUGAAAACCCACCACAUAUCUAUGCCCUUGCAGAUAAUAUGUACAGAAACAUGAUCAUUGACAGAGAGAACCAGUGCGUCAUCAUCAGUGGUGAAAGUGGUGCUGGAAAAACAGUGGCUGCCAAAUAUAUCAUGAGCUACAUCUCCAGAGUGUCUGGAGGAGGGACCAAAGUCCAGCACGUGAAGGACAUUAUCCUGCAGUCCAACCCGCUGCUGGAGGCCUUCGGGAAUGCCAAGACCGUCCGGAACAACAACUCCAGCCGAUUUGGAAAAUACUUUGAAAUCCAGUUCAGUCCAGGUGGGGAACCAGAUGGUGGAAAGAUCUCCAACUUCCUUCUGGAAAAAUCUAGGGUGGUGAUGAGGAACCCAGGAGAGCGGAGUUUUCACAUAUUUUACCAGCUCAUCGAGGGCGCCUCUGCAGAGCAGAAACACAGCCUUGGCAUCACCAGCAUGGACUAUUAUUACUACCUGAGCCUCUCGGGCUCAUACAAGGUUGAUGACAUUGACGACAGGCGGGAGUUUCAGGAAACUCUGCACGCCAUGAAUGUGAUUGGGAUCUUUGCAGAAGAGCAAACGCUGGUGUUGCAGAUAGUGGCGGGUAUUCUCCACCUGGGAAACAUCAGCUUCAAAGAAGUUGGCAACUACGCGGCUGUGGAGAGUGAAGAGUUUUUAGCUUUUCCUGCGUAUCUGCUAGGGAUAAACCAGGACCGGUUGAAAGAAAAGCUAACAAGCCGGCAGAUGGAUAGCAAGUGGGGAGGCAAAUCCGAAUCCAUCCACGUGACCCUCAACGUAGAGCAGGCCUGUUACACCCGGGAUGCGCUCGCCAAGGCCCUGCACGCCCGGGUCUUUGAUUUCUUGGUAGAUUCGAUCAAUAAAGCCAUGGAGAAAGACCAUGAAGAAUACAACAUUGGCGUCCUAGACAUCUAUGGCUUUGAAAUAUUCCAGAAAAAUGGCUUUGAACAGUUUUGUAUCAAUUUUGUUAAUGAAAAACUGCAGCAGAUUUUUAUUGAACUGACAUUAAAGGCAGAACAGGAAGAAUAUGUUCAAGAGGGAAUAAGAUGGACACCCAUUGAGUACUUUAAUAAUAAAAUCGUAUGUGACCUCAUAGAGAACAAAGUGAACCCUCCUGGCAUCAUGAGCAUCCUGGAUGACGUGUGCGCCACGAUGCAUGCGGUGGGUGAGGGGGCAGAUCAGACGCUGCUCCAGAAACUUCAGAUGCAGAUUGGGAGUCAUGAGCACUUCAACAGUUGGAACCAAGGCUUCAUCAUUCAUCAUUAUGCUGGGAAGGUAUCCUAUGACAUGGAUGGCUUUUGUGAAAGGAACCGGGAUGUGCUUUUUAUGGAUCUCAUCGAGCUUAUGCAGAGCAGUGAGCUGCCUUUCAUAAAGUCUUUAUUUCCGGAAAAUCUGCAGGCUGACAAGAAAGGGCGCCCAACUACUGCCGGAAGCAAAAUAAAGAAACAAGCCAAUGACCUUGUGAGCACCCUGAUGAAAUGUACGCCCCACUACAUUCGCUGCAUCAAGCCAAACGAAACCAAGAAGCCCAGAGACUGGGAGGAAAGCAGGGUAAAGCAUCAAGUCGAAUAUUUGGGUCUGAAAGAGAACAUUCGAGUGAGAAGAGCUGGCUAUGCCUAUCGGCGCAUCUUCCAAAAAUUCCUACAGAGGUAUGCCAUUCUGACCAAAGCCACCUGGCCUUCUUGGCAGGGAGAUGAGAAGCAAGGCGUCCUGCACCUGCUGCAGUCAGUCAACAUGGACAGCGACCAGUUUCAGCUGGGGAGGAGUAAAGUGUUCAUCAAAGCCCCCGAGUCUCUAUUUCUUUUAGAAGAGAUGAGAGAGAGAAAGUAUGAUGGGUAUGCUCGAGUGAUACAGAAAUCAUGGAGGAAAUUCGUGGCCCGGAAGAAAUACGUUCAAAUGAGAGAAGAAGCCUCGGACCUCUUAUUGAACAAGAAGGAGAGAAGGAGAAACAGUAUUAACAGGAACUUUAUAGGGGAUUAUAUUGGGAUGGAAGAGCACCCAGAACUCCAGCAGUUCGUGGGCAAGAGGGAGAAGAUUGAUUUCGCAGACACAGUCACCAAGUAUGACAGGAGGUUCAAGGGUGUAAAGCGAGACCUGCUCCUUACCCCAAAGUGCUUGUACUUAAUCGGACGAGAAAAAGUCAAACAGGGCCCAGACAAGGGCCUGGUGAAAGAAGUCCUGAAGCGGAAAAUCGAGAUAGAACGGAUCUUGUCUGUGUCCCUCAGUACUAUGCAGGAUGACAUUUUUAUUCUCCAUGAGCAAGAGUAUGACAGUUUGCUUGAAUCUGUCUUCAAAACUGAAUUCCUAAGCCUCUUAGCAAAGCGUUACGAGGAGAAGACCCAGAAGCAACUACCUCUGAAAUUCAGCAAUACGCUUGAACUGAAGUUGAAAAAGGAGAACUGGGGCCCCUGGAGUGCGGGGGGCUCCCGGCAAGUGCAGUUCCACCAAGGGUUUGGGGACCUGGCUGUCCUCAAGCCCAGUAACAAAGUGCUGCAGGUCAGCAUCGGACCUGGACUGCCCAAGAACUCCCGUCCUACCAGAAGGAACACUACCCAAAAUACAGGUUAUUCCAGUGGGACUCAAAAUGCCAACUACCCAGUGAGAGCUGCCCCUCCUCCCCCAGGAUACCAUCAGAACGGAGUCAUCAGAAACCAGUUUGUGCCACAUCCCCAUGCUCCUGGAAGCCAGAGGUCCAAUCAGAAAAGCCUGUACACCUCCAUGGCCCGCCCGCCCUUGCCUCGGCAGCAGUCUACCGGUUCAGACCGAGUGUCACAGACGCCAGAGAGCCUGGAUUUCCUCAAGGUCCCGGACCAGGGAGCUGCAGGGGUCAGGAGACAAACAACCAGUCGGCCUCCCCCAGCAGGGGGCAGACCCAAGCCUCAGCCCAAGCCCAAGCCUCAGGUGCCACAGUGCAAGGCUUUGUAUGCCUAUGACGCUCAGGACACAGACGAACUCAGCUUUAAUGCCAAUGACAUUAUUGAUAUUAUCAAAGAAGAUCCUUCUGGCUGGUGGACGGGUCGACUACGAGGCAAGCAGGGCCUGUUCCCCAACAACUAUGUGACCAAGAUCUGAGGUGCCCGUGACUCUGACGCAUGGGGCAGAGGAGCUCCAGGCACAGACCAGGGGAGGGGAUAUUUAGGGGCUCCCCUUACAAUCCACAAUGAGCAAUUGCUUCUCCAAGGCCUGGAGCUAUUCCGGUACCUUCCCCAUGGAGGACACUGAAAAGGCUGGGUUGGGGACAGGGAGUAUCACUCCAUAAGUGAUCCUAAAAGGUAGCCUCUUCAUAGGAACCCAGGAGGACAAAACCACCAUGCAUUAAGAUUUAUUUAUUGUAUUUAAACCUGGUGAGAGGACAAGUGAGGUCUGCUCAGACCUUGUAGGCUUCUAUCAAAACAGCACCCUGCUUGCUCACCAGGCCUAGGGAAUGGCUGUAGGCGGCCGCUGACAAGUGCCUUUAGUUGAAGAGCACAUUUCUUUCAUCUCUCUUGUCCAUACCUGAUAGACACAUUCCUCUCUGCCACCUUCCUUCAGGGAGGACCCGCCCUCUGCAGACUGGGCUUAGCGUGAGCAGGCACUUCCCAUGUACAUGCCAAGGGUAAGCUGGCCUGCUGAGCCCAGGGGGACAGAGGGGCACUGGUUUACACUUUGCCGGGACCAUCAGGGCCACCAAGCAGGUCAGGGGCUGGGGGCUGGGGGCUGGGGGCUGGGCUGCCGGCUUUGCUUUCUCUGGGUCUUCAAUUGGAAUGUGGCUGGCCCAUAUUGGUUUGUGUUUAAAUGCUGUACUUACUACAAGAAGGAUCUUUUUUUCAAGCUGUACAUUUAUAAAAACAGAUCAUAUACUGUAUAUAUAAAAAUCUUGAGAUGGUAGAAAACAUGUAUGAAUGUACUAAGUAGUAUUCCACUGUACUCAUUCAUAAGAGUAGGUUUUCUUACAAAACUCACACCAGGUACUUACAGAUGUGCCCUGCUUUUUUCCAACUACGGAGUGUCACUGCUUUCUAGCUCAGUCCCUGCAGACUCUUCUCAACUCUUUCCCUAUAGGAAACUUACUCCGCGUCCUGCCCCCACCUCCUAAAUAAAUAAAGGAAUCGGCGAACA
Messenger RNA from Gorilla gorilla gorilla (western lowland gorilla), 6437 nucleotides. RefSeq names its product myosin IE (gene MYO1E). Lineage: Eukaryota; Metazoa; Chordata; Mammalia; Primates; Hominidae. Gene Ontology annotation, cellular component: cytoplasm; myosin complex; actin cytoskeleton. The coding region runs from base 2085 to 5411 and encodes 1108 amino acids. Gene Ontology annotation, biological process: actin filament organization; endocytosis; glomerulus development. The record is from RefSeq and is a predicted model, not a curated record. Gene Ontology annotation, molecular function: actin filament binding; microfilament motor activity; ATP binding. The transcript has 28 exons.